Messenger RNA from Cotesia congregata, 1689 nucleotides. The record is from the annotation of a GenBank genome assembly. NCBI's taxonomy places the organism in Eukaryota, Metazoa, Arthropoda, Insecta, Hymenoptera, Braconidae.
AUGAAAAGAAAUUUCCGUCAUCGUGGUCGUUUGCUGACACACCAUUGUAUUCUUAAUAAACCUGUUGCUUUGCUGAAUCAAAUAAAUGCUGGUGCAGUAGAAUAUUUCGUGGCGUUUUCUAAAAAAAUUCUGUUCUGUUAUUCAGGUUUCUGCACGGAGGAUGAAGAAAGGUUGGUCCGAGAUUUGUUCAGAGGAUACAAUAAAUACAUACGGCCGACCCGAAAUAUGACCGAUAAAGUUCACGUGAACUUUGGAUUGACGUUCGUACAACUUAUUAAUGUGGAUGAAAAAAAUCAAGUGAUGAAAUCCAAUGUCUGGUUGGAACUUCAUUGGCACGACUAUCAGUUACAAUGGGAUCCCAGUGACUACCAAGGAAUACAAAAAUUAAGAAUACCAUCCGACAAGAUUUGGAAACCUGAUAUCGUUCUUUUCAAUAAUGCCGAUGGGAAGUAUGAAGUACGUUACAAAAGCAAUAUCAUCAUAUUUGCAGAUGGAAAUAUACAAUGGGUACCGCCAGCUCUUUAUCAAAGUUCAUGCACAAUAGAUGUUACUUAUUUUCCUUUUGAUCAACAAACAUGCUUAAUGAAAUUUGGCUCAUGGAUUUAUAACGGUGAUCAAGUCUCACUGGGAUUAUUAGACGAUAAAAAUUACGUAUCACUAUCAGACUACAGCAAAAGUGGUACCUGGGAUAUCAUUGAAUUGCCAGCAUAUUUGAAUGUAUAUUCAGAACCCAAUGCUCCAACAGAAACUGACAUCACAUUUUACAUAACGAUUCGCCGGAAAACGUUGUUCUACACAGUUAAUUUGAUAGUGCCAAUUAUAAUGGUAUCAUUUUUGGUUAUUGGAGAGUUUUAUUUACCAGCGGAAGCUGGUGAAAAAGUCACUUUGGGCAUUAGUAUACUCUUAUCGCUUGUUUUGUUCUUAUUAUUAGUCAGUAAAAUUUUACCGCCAACAUCAUUAGUGCUUCCGUUAAUUGCCAAAUACCUAUUAUUCAUAUUUUUGAUGAACCUGUUCGUUAUUUCAAUGACUGUGAUAGUCAUCAACUGGAAUUUUCGUGGACCAAAGACUCACCGAAUGCCGUCCUGGAUGCGUCUAGUUUUUUUGAAAUAUUUACCGACUAUAUUAUUCAUGCAAAGACCGAAGAAAACGCGACUCCGUUGGAUGAUGGAGCGAGGCAACAGCAAAUAUAAUAAUAGAACGAAUAAAAAUGUGGUUCCUAUUUCGGCAGAGCAUGCAGCUGCGUUCAGUGAAUCUAGGAAUAAUCAACUGAAAGCUAUGGAACUGAUUGAAAUGAAUAACAUUCACUUGCAAAACCAUCAUCAUCCGAAUUGUAACGUCAGUCAGGGUCAUCUGCCCAAUAACAUCCCGAAUACCUAUACUCACAAUGACAGUGAUGAUAUUUAUGAAACAGUCGUCAAUAGAAGGCAGUCGGAAUUGGGCAGAGAUCUGGAGCAUCCGAUGAUUAAAGAGACUAUUCAAGCUGUCGAUUUUUUAGCAGAGCAUUUAAAAAAUGAGGAUUUAUACAUCCAAACAAGAGAAGACUGGAGAUAUGUUGCAAAAGUAUUUGAUCGUAUGCUUCUUUGGGCAUUUUUCCUAUUUACAGCAGCAAGUUCAGCAUCUAUUUUGUUAAGUGCUCCACACAUUUUCUCAUACGUUGACCAAGAUGAAAUUAUUAGAAAAUAUCAAUAA